Porites lobata is the source of this 6354-nucleotide messenger RNA. Lineage: Eukaryota; Metazoa; Cnidaria; Anthozoa; Scleractinia; Poritidae. The record is from the annotation of a GenBank genome assembly.
GUUUCCCGCGUCCAAGGAUGGCUGAAAGAAAGGUAAGGAGUGUCGUGUUGCUUUUUUUAAAGCAAAAACGUUGUUUUUUAUGCCCAUCAGUGCUCUGUCGUUAACGUUCUAAUAACAUAAGGUAUUUUUCGUUCAGUUUUGAGAAGAAAUAUUCGCACAAGAGCUCAUUUAGAUCAAAAUUUACUUCCUACUUACCUGUCUUCAAAGUAUGCCACCCUGCCUCAAGUUUUCGAUACUCUGUGUUUAUAGAUUUGCUAGUAUACUUCAAAUGUUAAAUUAAAUGAAAUUCUGGUCAAUUUUGGACCCGAGUUACAAACAUCAGUUCGAUGAAAGCGGAAUACGACCUAUUCCAGUCGUGGCAUAGAAGAUGAAUCCAGAAACCUGUGCCAAAUCUCACCAAAUAAUGACAGUAGUGCUUUAUUAAAUAAUCUUAUUUUUUGAUACUUUCUAUGUCAAUUUUUUAAUAAUUCUACCCUAAAAAAUUUUUGUCUACAAGAAAUACAAUUUGGAGUGUUUUGAGAGGAUCUUGUGUAAUCGUUGUUUGUUCAAAUCAGUGUUGUGCAGCUUUUGAUAUAGUGCUACUUUGUUCCAGGUUCUGGUUGAGUUUGGCGAAAGGCGUAAAGUUCUCUCUGUAGAAGAGGGCAACUGUAUGGUUAAACUAAUAAAGGAUGCAUUUGGAAUUGAAGGCGAAAUAUUGUUACAGAAAUUUGACAAAGAGUGGGAAGAAUUUAUUGAUGUUGAUUCGAGUGCUGUUGUAGAAGACAAGUCAAAGUUGCGUGUCAUUUCAAAGGUGUGCAAUAUGUGAUAGGAUUUGAAUAUUUAGCUAUUGUUGUAGUUGAUUUAUAAAGUCUGUAUGAUUUUCUUUGUUUGAUUGGCUGAAUUAAGGAAGUAACUCCAAUCAGAGACAGUCACAAUGAAAGGGCUGCCAAAUUUCCGAAUGAUUUUUAGAAAAAUAUUUACUCAUUAAAAUAUAAUUAUGUGGUAUUUUGCUCUCUGGCCUCAAUACAUCUCUGUUGUUCACAUUAACUGGGCAGUACCACUUCUAUUGUGUGACAAACGCUAAUUAACUUUGUUUGCUGAUAUAUACAGCCGUCAAGCCAUGUCCCAGCUGUUGAACCCACUAUAUGUGCGAUAUCAACAACCACAGGUAAUCAAAUUUAUUGACACCUUUCAUACCAGACAAAAGCUUGAACAUUUUUCUCUACUGAAGCUGUAAAUAGAUAGGCUUAGAAAAUCUGUUAUUCUUCCGCCACCUUCGACGAUCUGCACACUUCCACAGUUUCAUGAAUUUAGUAAAAUAGAAGAAGGCUUAUCAGGCAUCUGCUAAUGAAACAUAUUAGAUUACAUAUGCCAGUAGAUAAAAUAGUGCCAUUAUAGUAGUAGUGUUUAUUCUUUUAUAUUUAUAGUUUGCUCAGGAAGUCAAUCAACACUUGUCAUAAACAAUGGCAAGAUAGGGAUUGGCCCCAAAGUAAAGGUCAGUGAUCCUUGUGAGUGUAUUUUGUUCAAUGGUAGUCUGGUUCAGUAAUUUUAUGGUUAAUGAAGGAAAUAAUGCCCAUGCCUGUCUGCAGCAAGUAAUUACUAAUAAUGGCAUUCCAUUGUUAUAAAUUCAGCACUUUGAGUUUACUGAAUCAUGAUUAAUAUUCAUACAUGACUGUAAAGGACCUGUUUUCUCCAUCAGUGUAUAUUGGUUUAUAUAUUGAAUUCUUAAAGUGAAAUGUAAGUACAACAGAUUUCAACAUAGAAAAUCACCUUCAAGAAGCGUCCUACUCCAUGUUUCAGGAUUAAUAAACCAAUAAUAUUUUAUACAUUUGGUAUUCAAGUUAUUUUGAUACAUUGAAUUCUUGCAUGGAGAAGUCAUGGGGAAAAACAAAAAUAUCCAUAAACUAUUCAUUUGUCAAUACUGAUCGGUAUUUUGUUUUGUUGCUCUUAUGCUGGGACUCUAGUUGUACUGUAAGAAGAAAAAUAUUUUCUCAUCAAAAUUGGUUAAAAUGUGAAAAUGAAGUGAUUGAUUGUCUUUUAAUAGAUAGUUCUUUUUGUUUGUGUCAAAGGUGACUGGACAGAGUACAAAAAAUAGUCAACAGGUGAUCAGUGCAGCCAUGAUAUAUGGAAAGGGCUCGUCAGACAAGGUGUUAACACCCUACCAGAUUUCAGUAAAUGAGGCUGCAGGUAAACUGGCUCUUGAGAAUCCUUCCCUGCUUGACCAAAGGGGUAUCCUGUAUGAGAAAGCCAAAGAGGCAGUAAGGGGUGAUAGUUGCUUUGUGUUUAAGAAAGGAAAAUCCCGAUCAAAAUCAGUUGAGGAAGUAGAACCAGUACCAUCCAAGAAACAAUAUACCUCGGACACAUUCAGAAAGGAACACACUGCCCAGCUUCUUGAAGACAUAGAAGGAAAGCAGCAGCAACUGAAGUACAAACAGCUUCGUCAAAGUAAAGCACAGGCAUCUAAAGACUGGGAGACGUGUGAUAAGCUACAGAAGGAAAUGGCCACAUUAAGGAAGGAAGUUUUUGAGGCCCAGAAAGAGCUUAAGUUGUUUCAAAGGAAAGAAAAGAAGUGUAAGUGGUACAAAAAAAAGGCAAACCAAAGCACUGGUGUCACAGUUUCGAAUCAGGCCUCUAUUGACGUUUACAGGAAAGGAACCAACAAUAAAAAAAGAUGAAUCCCAGUCAGGCCCCUGUGGUUCUAUGGCAAGAAAGCUGUACCACUACACAGCCCGGCAGUCCUUCCAUGGUUCCUGAGGCUUUAGACCAAGAAAGCAGUGGUCCUCAUGUAUCAGUGGCUUCAGGACAAGAGACUUUGAAGGCUACACAGCUCAGUAACAGUCCCCAAGUUUCUGUGGCAUCUGAGCAGGAUUUUGUGGAAAGCCCCUCAGGAUAUGUUGAGGGGCCUGACAGUGACGUUAUUUUGUUAAAGAGUUUUAAAGAUUUGUCUUACUGUGUUAGAGUUGAUGAUUUUACUGACAUUUCUGCAUUACAAGGAUUUACUUUAGAGAGUUACGUUGCCACAAAGGAAAAAAUAUGCAUUGCAGAACAUACCCAACCUUGUAAAUUGUGUACUGGAUUGUUAACAGUUGCAAAACGAAUUGCUGAUGAUGGGUACAUUAGAUUAAAUGAAGCAUUCUCAAUAUCCAGCCCCGGUGUGAAGUAUAAGUCAACACAUGCCAAAAGAAAACUUCUCCAAAUGCCUCUCGCUGCUAUCAGGAUAAAAGAGAAAAAUAACCAUGCAGUUUUCCUUGUUCCAAGGGAAAGCAAUUUAGAAUUAGCUCGAAGCCUCUUGUCAAGAUUGGACAGUGAAUUUGACAUCUUUGGUAAAGAGCAUGUCAAGAAAAGUGUAACGCCUAUUAAAGACGUUUUAGCAGCUGUCGAGUCAGAUGCAGAGAGGGAAAGGAUUACCUAUGCUGUUGCUGCAGCAUCUGGGCAAAGCAAUACAAAGUUAAGAAGCAUCUAUGGUUUUGAAGAUAUACAGAGAAGAAAGGAAAGAGUAGAAAAUGCUUUAAGAGAAGCAAGAGAAAUCAGGGAGGCGGUAGACUCCAUUGCAACUAUUCAAGAAAAAGCUGUACUGUCAUCAUUCGGUAUUCAAGUUGACAGUGAUGAUAGUGAUGAUGAUGAAGAAAGUGAAACUGAUACAGAGAAUGAGGAGGAAGACAAUAAUAGGGAGUCACAAGAGGAUGACCCAGUGAAUGGCACGACUGGAGAUUCAGUGGUGAUUGACAUAACUCAUCAGUUUUCUCUCAGCAAGCAAAUAACCGAUACAGGAUCAGUGUAUCAGAAUUCUCAAGAACUGAUGGACCUACUAAGAGCCUGUGAACUUAACUGGUUUCUUUUUGUUGAAGUUAUUGAACAGAAGUUAAGCGGCUACACCAAAGCUGCCAUAGAUCAGAUCCUCUUAGACUUCAGUGGCCAAAUCCAGUUGCUUAAGUUGAAUGAAAGGGAAGAGUCUAUUAUAGAACAGAGCAGACAGGCAUAUCUUCUUUCAGAAAGACUACAAGGAAACCAGUCAGAUGUGGAUGAUGAUGCCAUCGGAUCUGAAACUGAAGAAAGUGGUGCAGAUUGGGGAAACAUUCAUGAUCCCCUACAACCUGAAGCACGGGCCAUUAUCUCCCAAAAGGUGAAGCAGUUAAAAAUAAAUGCAAGACGAAAAGCAGCCCAGAGGAUAGCAGAGGCUAGGUUUCUGAGACGAAAGAGAGGGAAGAAUGUUGGAAAAAUUCUAAAAGAGUGCCCAGAUAUUGGUUCCACCAUUGAGAAUUAUGUGAAGAGUGCUGGAGUAGGAGCUGAGAGUUGGAGAAGAACUGGGAUUCUUACAUUUGAUGGAAAUCGGAAAGUUGAAAAAAAGCAACUUUCAGUAGAAUAAAAGAGCACUUGGAACGAGUUUACCAAAGAAGGUUUGGAUAUGGGACUGUGGUGCAACUUUGUGUUGCAAGAAACAAAAAGACGGUUGUCUGCCAGUCGGUAUAAAGGCCUUGCAAAGGUCACAUGUCGCCGAGCCCGAAAAGGCUUUACAAUACGAUAUAAUCCAGAUAAGCAUUGGUCAUCUGCCCUAUACAGGGCCCUUGAUGCUUUGCAGCUCAAAGACGGCACAGAUAUCAUCAACAUAAAUCGAGAUGACCAGGCUGGGUUUCGGUUAGAUACCUUAGCCACCCAUAACAAGCAAGCAACAUUGUGCAUACAGGAUAGUGUUCCACUCACCACCAAGACAGACUAUGUGAACAAAUACCCGUCAACACUUCAAACGACUUCAUACAACUUUUCCAGCACAGGCACAACAGCAGAGAUAUGUGCUGGCAUUGUUAAGGCCAUCCCACUUCAUCAGAAGAAUCCCGCACAACAUGCACAUGAUUUGAAUGUGAUUGAGACAUAUUCAGAGGUGGAGCCAGCGUUUUUCAACCAUAUUACCGGAGAGAGAAAAGAGUAAGGUUUGUGUCAGAGUGGAUGGAGGGCAUGAUGAAGGGCCGUCACACAAGGAGGUUCAAUUUUGGUGGACUAACUACCACCUCGAAAAGUCAUCUAAAGUGCUCAUAGUAACCACUAGAGAUAGUGGCUCCAGCAACCGAAACAGAGUGGAGUUGCAGAACGGAUGCCUGGCUCUCGGCCAUAGCAAUUUGUUUAUCCCUUCGACUCUGAAUGGUUCUUGUUUUGACUCCAAAACUGGUAAGAUCGAUGACAAUAAACUUAAGGAGAAUCUUAACGAUGCUAUUGAUAUUUACAUCAGCAGGGUGAACAAAUCCCCAUGUGCGAACACCAACAUUCAUCUUUAUAAGGGAACAGAUAGCUCAUGUUAUCAAACACUGAGAGCGUUCGUCAAGGUAUUCCUUAAAGGAAACCCAGCCGAAAAAGCCAAUUUGAAGAAUGAACACCCAGGAACGUAUAAUUGGAUCGAUGAAGUUUGGUCGUUACGAAAUCGUCACCUGGUGUCUGGUAUGCCAUCCAAGUAUGUUUUCCAUCUAUUUCUGUGCUACCAACCUAGUUGUAUCCACCCCUUGUGCAAGUUAGGAGCACCACCUAAAGAGGAAACUUGGUAUGACGGAGGACCUCCACUGAGUUUCACUCCACUUCCUGUUGCAGACCUGAACAGGUAAAGAAACAAAAAAAAAACGCACAAGCUCUUUCUUGUUUCUGUAGACUUAUCGGCCUUUUUUACCUAGGUCCUAUGGCAAUCCAGCGUGUGCUGACUGUAAAGGCAAGACAUGUGCAGGACACUAUAUGAUGCCUGACGAGUUGUUCUGCUGUGAUGAUUCAACUAGAGUGGCAUCUUCGCCUCCAAGUGAAGUACUGAAAACUCUGUAUGACAAGGAUGCAAAAGACCUGGAGGAGCAGCUAAACAAGUCCUUCUACCCACAAAUGAGGUAAGACACAUUAGAAUUGUACUGACCAGAAUUUAAGAUUCAUUACAAUUUCUGCUUAGGACAAUAAUAGAUUUAAACCCAACAACUUUUUUAAUAACCUCAAGGUUGUGCUGUGGUUUACCCACCUAAAGACUGUUCAGGACAACAGAAAGAGAGGAGCAGCAAAGGCAGCCCAAACAAGGAAAAAGAAAGGAUGCAACAAGAAAGGCUCAUCGAUGGUCUGUAUAUUGAUUUUAAGUAAAAGUAGACAAAAACACAGUUACUCCCACAAUACCGUUUUAUUGCAAUUCAAAAUUGUCAUGAUUUAAAUUGGGCACUGACUUGGGCGCUUCUUUCGUUUAAGGUACUCUGUGGCUACUGCAAAAAAGAAGACCCAAAAGAUGAUAAAGCUGAAACUGUAGAAUGGAUCCAGUGUGAUACCUGUGAUAAUUGGUACCACCAAGUCUGUGCAUUAACCCCUCUUGAUGACGACAUGUUUUGGCAUUGCACAUUUUGUGUUGCUGUAAAUACUAUGUGA